Messenger RNA from Cuscuta europaea, 2531 nucleotides. Lineage: Eukaryota; Viridiplantae; Streptophyta; Magnoliopsida; Solanales; Convolvulaceae. The record is from the annotation of a GenBank genome assembly.
UUACUUUAGAAAGGUAACAAAGAUUCGGUCACCGUCGUGGAGGUUGCUCUAACUCUUUCCCCCACGUCACCAUAUGAAAUCUACCCCUGCACCACAUUUCCGUUUUCUUUACGUCGUCGCCGAAGGAAAGUAGAGAAGAGACAAAGACCCGCAAACGACGCACACCUUGAAUUCAAUCUCUCGCUCUCUCUGUAAUUUGGUGACUACUGCUACUUGUAUUCCUCCCUUCUCUCCACCUGUUCAACCCCUUCAUUUCUCCCACGUCAGAAUUCAUAAUAAUUAAAUCCCACAAAACACAACCAACAGGCUGAAUCUUUUCAUUCUCCAAGAUAUGGGUUCAGCAAGACUCAAAGUUUUGGUCUUUAUGACGUGUUGGUUUUUGGUUUCAGGUGCGGAUUUUGCUCUGGGGAGCUUUGUAAUAGAGAAGAACAGCAUAACUGUGGUUUAUCCCUACCAUAUGCGGGCAAAUUAUAAUGCUUCCAUUGGGAAUUUCGGAGUUCCUGACUAUGGGGGCUCUUUGGUUGGAACAGUUGUGUAUGCUCAACAGGGUGCGUCUGGGUGCUCUGUAUUUGAGGGUGAUAACCCAUUCAAGUCCAAAACUCGUCGUCCCACUAUUCUUCUUCUUGAUCGGGGAGAAUGUUAUUUUACUUUGAAGGUCUGGAAUGGACAACAAGCUGGAGCUGCAGCAGUUUUAGUAGCGGAUACCUAUAAUGAGCCAUUGAUAACCAUGGAUUCACCUCAAGAAAGAUCAGAUACAGAUGAAUACAUAGAGAAGAUUGGAAUCCCAUCUGCUCUGAUCGAGCGGUCCUUAGGUGACACCUUGAAGGCUGCUCUGAAGCAAGGUGAUGAAGUUGUGAUUAAAAUGGACUGGACGGAGUCUAUGCCCCAUCCUGACGAGCGGGUUGAGUAUGAACUAUGGACCAAUGGUAAUGAUGAGUGUGGAACUCGCUGUGAAGAACAAAUGAGUUUCAUCAAGAACUUUAAGGGGCAUGCUCAGGUUCUUGAAAAGGGUGGUCAUACUAUGUUCACGCCUCACUAUAUGACCUGGUUCUGUCCUACGGCUUUUGUUUCCAGCAGCCAAUGCAAAUCCCAGUGCAUAAACCGUGGUAGAUAUUGUGCACCUGAUCCAGAGAAUGAUUUUGGGGGAGGGUAUGAAGGAAAAGAUGUAGUCUUUGAGAACUUGAGGCAGCUAUGCGUGCACAGGGUUGCGAAUGAGACUGGAAAAUCUUGGGUUUGGUGGGAUUACGUCACAGAUUUCCACAUCAGGUGUUCCAUGAAGAACAACCGAUACAGCAAAGGUUGUGCAGAAGAAGUUAUGAAAUCUCUCGACCUGCCUAUUGAGAAGGUAAAGAAGUGCAUGGGUGAUCCUGAAGCUGAUGUGGAAAAUCCUGUCAUGAAAAGGGAGCAAGAAGCACAGGCUGGCCGAGGAUCUCGUAGUGAUGUCACUAUAUUGCCUACAGUGGUUAUCAAUGAUGUCCAAUAUAGAGGUAAACUUGAGAGAACUGCUGUGUUGAAAGCCAUCUGUGCUGGGUUUAAAGAGACAAGUGAACCUGCAAUUUGCCUUAGAGGAGAUAUUGAGACAAAUGAGUGUCUUGAGAGGAAUGGUGGCUGCUGGAAUGAUCCAAAAUCUAACAUAACAGCCUGCAAGGACACUUUUAGGGGAAGAGUUUGUCAGUGCCCUUUGUUUAAUGGUGUUCAGUUCAAGGGUGAUGGGUAUACAUCAUGUAAAGCUGUUGGACCGGGAAGGUGCAUGAUAAACAAUGGCGGCUGUUGGUCAGAAUCCAGAGAGGGAGCAACAUUUUCUGCUUGCUCAGAAGCUCUUGUUAUUGGAUGCAAAUGUCCUAAGGGCUUUCGAGGUGAUGGCCAUAAAUGUGAAGAUAUAAACGAAUGCAAGGAAGGCAAAGCUUGUCAGUGUGAGGGUUGCACCUGUAAGAACACAUGGGGUGGAUAUGAUUGCCAAUGCAAGGCAGACAAAUUGUAUAUAAUGGAGCAUGACACCUGUUUUGAUAGAUACUCCUCCAAGCAUCGGCGAUUCAUCGCUUUUGUGGUUAUGGCUGUUGCACUGGGUGCUGGCAUAGCUGGAUACAUAUUCUACAAAUACAGAUUUAGGUCGUACAUGGACUCGGAGAUUAUGGCUAUCAUGUCCCAAUAUAUGCCACUUGACAACAACCAUCAGAAUCAGGUUAUCCAUCAUGGUGAGCCUUUACGGGAGCACACAUCCGUGUGAAGAAGGUCUGGUUUGGCUACCUUCCCUUUCGAAUUCAUUAUUGUUUGUACCUUUUAUGAACAAGAAUGCAUAUAAAUUUUUCCAACGAACGUAACAACCUGAAGAUAGUGACGAAAUCUUAUGUGAAGUAGUUGAGGAAAACAAGAUUAGUUACACAGAACUCCGUUUCUGUAUUGCGAAGGUAUAGGAUAUUGGACAGAGAAGAUGUAUGUUACUGAUACUUGUAAAUUGUACUAAUGCAUUUCUAUAAAGUAAAAACCAUACUUUUGUAAUUUGUUUAUUUAUAUGGAGUUUUCCUUUAGAA